Molecule: messenger RNA, 1689 nt
Organism: Komagataella phaffii GS115
Lineage: Eukaryota; Fungi; Ascomycota; Pichiomycetes; Pichiales; Pichiaceae
Exons: 1
Coding region: 1-1689 (562 amino acids)
Biological process (GO): double-strand break repair; single strand break repair
Cellular component (GO): nucleus
Molecular function (GO): 3'-tyrosyl-DNA phosphodiesterase activity; single-stranded DNA binding; double-stranded DNA binding
Source: RefSeq, a predicted model, not a curated record
AUGAGUGGGAAACGAAGUGCUGCCAGUGAACGAGCAGCUGCCCAUUGGUCAAAAAAGUCCAAGGUUAACGUUGAAGGCGAGGUGAAAUGGGUAGAAAUUGGCCGCUCCGAUGGAAAGCCAGAAUCAAUACCAAUACUUCCCAAAAAAUCUGAGGCCCAAGGUUCUAAGGAACAGCAGGUCGAUGCCCAAGAGGAGCCACAGAAACAUAGUAAGACACAAAAGCAAGAGAAAGAACAAGUUAUCGAUCUUACAGAUGACCAAGAUGCGGAAGAUCGCCCUGCUAUUGACACCACUACCGUCCAGAGUCCGAUACGAUUAUUUAACUCUCCCGCUCAUAAACCCCAGGACAACAUAGACUGUAUCUCAUUAAAAGAUUUGGUGUCGUCUCCGCAAUUAAGCAAGACAUACCAGUUCAAUUUCUGCAUCAAUGUUGACUUCUUCCUCAAAUACAUUACUUCGGAUCCUUUGAGCACAGAAAUAUACUUUAUUAAUAGCGCUGAAUAUUUGGUUGAGAUGACCCAGCAGAACAGAAUGAGAUUUAAACUACGGCAUGUGGAUAUCCAACUGGAACGGUUUGCCACGCAUCAUACCAAGAUGAUGGUCAACUUCUUUCGUGAUGGCACUGCCCAGAUUGUUGUAAUGAGUGCUAAUAUGACAGAGAUGGAUUUUGUGGGAAACACUCAAGGGCUUUGGAUGUCUCCAAUGCUUUCUAAAGGCAAUGGAAGGGAAUCAUCCUUUAAGAAUGAUUUUCUUGCUUAUCUAAAGGCAUACAAUAAACACGAUCUGGAUCUUCUAGCCGAAGAGUUGAAGUUAUAUGAUUUUGGAAACGUUAAAGCAGAGUUCCUUUCCUCUGUCCCAGGGACUUUUACAAUUCCAGAAGAGGAUGAUCGGUUGAAGAGAAGUGUGCAAUACGGCUACGGAAAGUUGUUUCAAUUAUUGAAAUUAAAUAAUUUAUUUCCCAAAGCGACAGAGUCUACCGAUAUCUUGGCCCAGGUUGCCACAAUAGCCUCACCCUUUGAUUUCAGGUCAUCAAAUAUUUUCACUCAUUUGCUAGCACCGUUAAUAAAUGGAACCAAAUUCCCGAUAGCCGGAGGCUUGGAGCCCUUACAGAAAGCUAUAAACGAUGAUGUUCAUCCAUUCAACCCGUUCUUGGUGUUUCCAACUAAGAACGAAGUGUUUGGUUCCGUACUGAAAGAAUACACUAGUGGUAUUUUUUACAACAUCGAUGACUCAAGUCAUAAAGUACCAUUUCUAACGAACCAGCACAAUAUAAUCAGAAAAUUCAUGUACAGAUGGACCAAUUCUGAUCCAAAUCUGAAUCAAAAAGCUGGUAGGAGCAAUUUGGCACCCCACGUUAAAACAUACUGUGCGUCCAACGACGGGUUUCAGACCUUCAUGUGGUACUUAUUAACGAGUGCCAAUCUCUCCAAACAAGCAUGGGGAUACCCAUUGAAGGGGAGCAAUGGGCUAAAAUACAAGAUCAGUUCCUACGAGGCUGGCAUAUUUAUCCAUCCGAAACUAUAUGGCGAAGACUACCAACUAAAACCUAUUUUAUCGAGAGACAGCUUCCCCAACAGAGAUAAAGACAAUGUUGUACCCAUUAGGGUUCCAUAUGCGUUCCCAUUAGAAAAAUAUCACGACUCUGAUGAACCAUGGCAGGCCAAUAUCCAUCAGGCUGUUGUCGAAUGA